Molossus molossus (Pallas's mastiff bat) is the source of this 936-nucleotide messenger RNA. Its product is annotated as olfactory receptor 149. Gene Ontology annotation, cellular component: membrane. Lineage: Eukaryota; Metazoa; Chordata; Mammalia; Chiroptera; Molossidae. Bases 1 to 936 code for a protein of 311 amino acids. The transcript has a single exon. Gene Ontology annotation, biological process: G protein-coupled receptor signaling pathway. Gene Ontology annotation, molecular function: G protein-coupled receptor activity; olfactory receptor activity. The record is from RefSeq and is a predicted model, not a curated record.
AUGAGGAACGCCUCAGUGGUGACCGAGUUCAUCCUGCUGGGCAUCCCGCACACGGAGGAGCUGGAGACCAUGCUCUUCGUCCUGUUUUUGUCUUUCUACAUCUUUACCCUUGUGGGAAACCUGCUCAUCCUACUGGCAAUUGUCUCCUCCACUCAACUCCACACCCCCAUGUAUUUCUUCUUGUGUCAACUGUCUGUGUGUGACAUAUUUUUCCCUUCUGUGAGUUCCCCCAAGAUGCUCUUCUACCUCUCAGGGCACAGCCGAGCCAUCUCCUACGCAGGGUGCGUAUCCCAGCUCUUCUUCUACCACUUCCUGGGCUGCACUGAGUGCUUCCUGUACACGGUGAUGGCCUAUGACCGCUUUGCUGCUAUAUGUCACCCUCUACGCUACCAGGUGAUCAUGAGCCACAGAGUGUGUGCCACCCUGGCCAUGGGCACCUCAUUUUUCGGCUGUAUUCACGCCACCUUUCUAAGCACUCUCACCUUCCAGUUACCCUACUGUGGCCCCAAUGAGGUGGACUAUUUCUUCUGUGAUAUCCCAGUGAUGCUGAAGCUGGCCUGUGCGGAUACCUCAGCCCUGGAGAUGGUGGGGUUCAUCAGUGUGGGCCUCAUGCCCCUCAGCUGCUUUUUUCUCAUCCUCACCUCCUACAGUCGCAUCGUCUACUCCAUCCUGCAGAUCCGCUCUGCAGAGGGCCAACAACGUGCCUUCUCCACCUGCAGUGCCCACCUCACUGCCAUCCUACUUUUCUACAUGCCAGUGAUCUUCAUCUACUUAAGGCCAACCCCAAUCCCCUGGCUGGAUGCAACCGUUCAGGUCCUGAAUAACCUGGUCACCCCCAUGCUGAACCCCUUGAUCUACAGCCUCAGGAAUAAGGAGGUCAAAUCAUCUCUGAGGAAAGUCCUACAUCAACUGGGCUUUCUUCCAGAGAAGUUGUAG